AUGGAACUGAGGCAACUUGAAUCGUUUCUGCACAAUCUUUUCCACUGGAUUACCAUACUGACGCUUCUGCUCACUGGCUCAGCACCGUUGCUACGAGCGGAUCCGGAAACGCAAAUAUUCCGGGUGGAUCCACUUGCGCUACUGUCUGGAACGUUGCGCACAUAUCAACGAGCCGGGUGUGAUCGAGAGCUUGUCACAUUAAGUUGUCCUCGCGGUACGAGCAUCUCUAUCGAAAUAGCUCAAUAUGGUCGGAGUGCUGAUGCGAAUGAUCGAAACCUUUGUCCUGCAAGCACGGAGGAUGCACUUGACAUCAGUAUACCCGGUACGGAAAUUGAGAUAAAAGCUCCAGAAAGCUGUACCUGGCCAAACGCCUUGCAGUAUUCGCUGCUGCAGACGGUCGUGGAAGCCUGCCAAAAGAAGCGCCACUGCAAGUUUCUCGCGUCACCGAAAACCUUCGGUGGCGAUCCGUGCCCGGGCCAGCGGAAGUUCGUCGAGGUGGCGUACAAGUGCCGACCGUACGAGUUCCGCAGUAAAAUAGCAUGCGAAAACGAUGUAAUUCAAUUAAUUUGCAACCCAUACUCCCGGAUUGCAAUCUACAGCGCCAACUACGGCCGGACGGAGUACGAAAGUCUUCAAUGCUCUCAACCGCAGGGCGUCAAGGAGGAAAACUGCCUCGCGUCGUAUGCCACGGAAACGGUCAUGCAAAAAUGUCACGGUCGGCGGAAAUGCACCCUGUCGGCGGACAGCACCACGUUCGGCAAGCCGUGCCGGCCCGAUUCGAGGAUGUAUUUAAAAGUUGUUUACACAUGCGUGCCUAGGAAGGUGCUGAAAGAUCGCUUCGAUUCGGCACCGGAACCGGACGAACCGCUGCAGAGCGACCUCGAGCAGGACCAGGACGAGCUGUACGACGAGGAUCAGUUUUUCCGCGAAUCGGAAGCGGUACCACCUGGACCGGCCCCGAAGCUGCAGGGCAGCCCAGCGAACGGUGGCCGAGUGUCGGAUGUGCCCGUUUUUGCCGGCGCUCCCAGCAGUACCGCCGUUGCACCGCCCCGCUCCGUCCAGGACAUCAUCGACGAGGGUGAUUUCCCUUUUGGAGAAAAUCAGGAGAAAUUCUAUCUCUACCUUAUCGUGGCGGUGACGGUGGCCAUACUGCUCUGCGUGUCGAUCGUGAUCGGCCGGUUGGUGGUGCAGAGGCGCCGAACGGGAGCACCGGAUGGAGACGAUAAAUUCCAGACCGCUAACAAGGGCGAAACGACGCUGCCGAACGGCUUCACCGACGACAUCUCGGAAAUCGAUGCCGAUAUCGACCUGCAGACGCCGCUCCCGGUGCCGAGCGUAUCGCGCAGUGAUAGCUACGGACACUACACACCUUCGCCGGGUCCGUACGGAAACCUUGGCCCGUCGAACAUUUCCCACACGUCCACGACGAUGCUCGUACCGCCCUGCUCGAUGGGGGCCAUCAUGAGCACCUCGCAGCCACCGGGCUACCUGAGCGGCCCGAUCAACAUCAUGCCUUCGCAGCUGGGCUCCAGCAUAGGUGCCAUUCGGACGCCGCUUGCUGCCAUGACGACGCUACCGAGGCCACACCAGGCAACGCAACAGCUGCCGCCCGGGUUUCUCAGCGGUGGCUCCGUCAUCGGGACGCAAACGCUGCGCCGGUUAUCGAGCGACCACGACGGCAACACGCCCCGCAGUCUCAGUAGAGGAGCGACCAACGCGCAGUACUACUACGGAUGA
Messenger RNA from Anopheles coustani, 1737 nucleotides. Its product is annotated as protein eva-1-like. The record is from RefSeq and is a predicted model, not a curated record. NCBI's taxonomy places the organism in Eukaryota, Metazoa, Arthropoda, Insecta, Diptera, Culicidae. Bases 1 to 1737 code for a protein of 578 amino acids. The transcript is spliced from 10 exons. Gene Ontology annotation, molecular function: carbohydrate binding.